Messenger RNA from Oryzias latipes (Japanese medaka), 6074 nucleotides. It is a transcript of the gene myom1b, whose product is annotated as myomesin 1b. NCBI's taxonomy places the organism in Eukaryota, Metazoa, Chordata, Actinopteri, Beloniformes, Adrianichthyidae. Gene Ontology annotation, biological process: sarcomere organization. The record is from RefSeq and is a predicted model, not a curated record. Gene Ontology annotation, cellular component: M band. Gene Ontology annotation, molecular function: protein binding.
AAGUGCCUGCAUUAUUUUUGUUGGGUAGACUGCCGCUCUGUACACACUUGUCUGUAGGUUUCCUGGGAUAUCAAGCUGUAAAAGCGGAACUGGACAGUCUUUUGCUUUGAAGCGUGGAACUUGAGGGAAUUUGUCCAGGAAAGAAAAAGCCUGAGGGAGGUGAAGGAGCGGCCUGAAACAUGUCUGGUUCUAUACCAUUCUACCAGAAGCACCAUCGCCACUACGACCGUAGCUAUCGCAGCACGGAAGCAGAAUCUAAAAUGAGCCACUACACAGCCAGCAGCAGAUAUGCUGCUGGCAGCAGCAUCUCCAGCACCAGGAGCAGGGGACUAAACGUGUCUUCACACUCGGGGUUGGAGGAAAGCAAAUUAAGUCCGGUUCCCAAGAGAGCAAAGCCAUCUUAUUUGGCUGUGGACAAAGAGAAUCAAAUCAUCGGCUAUGUAGUGCCGAUCUUCAGAGGCAGCCAAGGGUUUACGACAGGAUUGUCAGAUACAGAGGAAACCAGAGUAAGAGAAACUGCUGCGUACAUGGCACACAGGAAUUUGUUCGCCAAAGGUCUGGAGAUGGAGAGGUCAGAGGUGAUCUCCAGGAAGGAGGCCAUGCGUGAGUCGGCUGAGCGCAUCUCUCUGAACAAAAGGAUCCAUGAUCACGAGGAACACUUCAAGCGCAUGAACGAAGACAGCCUGAUGCACCCCCCAGAGUUUGUGAUCAAGCCACGCUCCCACACUGUGUGGGAGAAGCAAUGUGUGCGGCUCCAUUGCACUGUCAGCGGCUGGCCGGAUCCCAGGGUCAUCUGGUACAAAAACAAUGUGGCCAUUGACCCUAUCACCUCCCCUGGCAAGUAUAAACUUGAGAGCAGAUACAGCGUCCACUCACUGGAGAUCAACAAAUGUGAUUUUGAUGACACAGCCCAGUAUCGUGUCUCUGCUAUGAACUCUCAAGGAGAACAGUCUGCAUUCGCCUCUAUUGUUGUCAAAAGGUUCAAAGGUGAAGUUGAUGAAGCCCUGCCUCCACCCAGAUGGACCGUUGCCAAAGAUGGCCCAAUUUCUGAGUACGGCAUCACCUUUCAGACACACAUUGUUGACAAGUUUGGUGUGUCAUUUGGAAGAGAGGGUGAGACCAUGAGCCUGGGGUGUACGGUCAUCAUCUAUCCUGCCUUGCACCGCUACCAGCCAGAGAUCCAGUGGUACAGAGAUGAUGUACUGCUGACUCCAUCUAAAUGGACCCACGUGCACUGGAGUGGAGAUCGAGCCACACUGACGCUCACACACCUCAACAAAGAGGAUGAGGGGCUUUACACCCUGAGAGUCAUCACCAAGUCUGGAUAUGAAACCUACUCGGCCUACGUGUUUGUCAGAGAUGCGGAUGCUGAAGUGGAAGGUGCUCCUGGUGCUCCUCUGGAUGUGCGGUGUCUGGAUGCCAACAAGGAUUACAUUAUUGUUGCCUGGAAGCAGCCAGCUGUUGAUGGUGGAAACCCCAUCGUGGGCUACUUUGUGGAUAGGUGUGAGGUGGGAACCACUCACUGGUUUCAGUGCAACGACACUCCGGUCAAGUUCGCUCGUUUCCCCGUCACUGGUUUGGUGGAGGGGCGCUCUUACAUCUUCCGUGUGCGGGCUGUUAACAAGAGCGGCAUGAGUCGUCCAUCCAGAGUCUCUGAGCCGGUGGCGGCCAUGGACCCAGCAGAUCGCCUCCGUAUGAGAGGGACUUCCGCUCCCUGGACUGGACAAAUCAUCGUCACAGAGGAAGAACCUGCAGAGGGUGUUGUUCCUGGCAGACCUCUGGAUCUACAGGUCACAGAGGCCACCAAGAACUACGUUGUUUUGAGCUGGAAACCGCCUGGAGAGAAAGGCCUUGAAGGCGUUAUGUACUAUGUGGAAAAGUGUGUCGCUGGCACAGACAGCUGGCAGAGGGUGAACACAGAGUUGCCCGUGAAAUCCCCUCGCUUUGCUUUGUUUGACCUCGCAGAGGGAAAAUCCUACCACUUCCGCGUCCGCUGCUGUAACGCUGCUGGUGUCGGCGAACCUUCCGAACCAACUGAAGCCACAACAGUUGGCGACAAGCUUGACAUCCCGUCGGCUCCAGGAAAGGUAGUUCCCACCAGGAACACGGACACAUCUGUUGUCGUUAGCUGGGAAGCGUCUAGUGAUGCUAAAGAGUUGGUGGGGUACUACAUCGAGGCCAGCAUUGUGGACAGUGACGUGUGGGAGCCGUGCAACAACAAACCUGUUAAGGCCACCAGGUUCAUCUGCCAUGGGCUGGUAACAGGAGAGCAGUACGUGUUCAGAGUGAGGGCAGUAAACGCAGCAGGACUCAGCCAGUUCUCUCCAGUGUCAGAGCCUGUGGAAGUGAAGGCAGCAAUUGCCUCACCUGCUCCACCGUACGGCAUCUCUGUUCUGGAAUGUGUGAGGGACUCCAUGGUGCUGGCCUGGAAACAGCCAACCUUCAUCGGAGGCGCAGACAUCACCGGUUACUUUGUGGAUUACCGUGAGGUAAUUGAUGGCGUGCCAGGGAAGUGGCAUGAGGCCAACAUCAAGGCGGUCAGCGAGAGAGCCUACAGGGUGUCCGAUCUGCAAGAAAACAAGAAGUAUCAGUUCCAAGUGCGAGCAGCCAACAUGGCCGGUGUUGGCAUCCCCUCACUGCCCAGUGAGACCUUCCUGUGUGAGGAAUGGACCAUUGCUGUACCAGGACCUCCUCAUGACCUGCAGAUCACAGAGGUGCGAGGCGACUCUUUGGUGUUGCUGUGGAAGCCCCCAGUCUACCAGGGCCGAGAUCCCAUCAAUGGGUUCUACAUUGACAUCAAGGAGGCAGAUGCACCGGAGGAAGCCUGGAGAGGAGUGAACACCAAGGCUGUAGAAAAACAGUUCAUCAAGAUUAAGAACCUCAAGGAGGGGGAGACGUACGUUUUCCGGGUGCGUGCACAGAAUAAAGCUGGUGUUGGAAAAGCCUCAGAUGUCACAGAACCGAUCCCAGCUGUGACCAAACCAGGUACCAAAGAGAUAGUAGUGGAAGUCGACGAUGAAGGUGUCAUCUCCCUUAACUUUGAAUGCUGCGAUACAACUCCUGACUCCAAAUUUGUGUGGUCCAAGAACUAUGAGGAAAUCACAGAGUCCUCCCGCUUGACAAUCGAGACCAAGGCAAACAAGUCCAAAACUGUUUUUAAUACUCCCGGGGAAGAGGACAUCGGCAUUUACUCGUGUCUUGUCACCCAUACUGAUGGUGCUUCAUCCAGCUACACUUUCUCUACAGAAGAGUUGAAGAGGCUGCUGGAGAUCAGUCAUGACCACAAAUAUCCCAUAAUUCCUCUGAAGUCAGAGUUGGCUGUGGAGCUGCUGGAAAAGGGAAGAGUGCGCUUCUGGCUGCAGGCAGAGCAGAUGUCGGCGAACGGCAAAAUCGACUACGUUUUUAACGACAACGUCAUCUCUCAGAGCGAGAAAUACAAAAUGAACUUUGACAAAAACAGUGGCAUAAUUGAGAUGGUCAUGGAGUCCCUGACCCCUGGGGACGAGGGCACCUUCACCUUCCAACUGAAGGAUGGAAAAGCUACAAAUCAGUCCAGCUUGGUGCUGAUUGGUGACGUGUUCAAGCAACUGCAGAAAGAAUCUGAGUUCCAAAGGAAAGAAUAUUUCAGAAAGCAAGGUCCUCACUUUAUUGAGUAUCUGGGGUAUGAAGUGACACCAGAGUGCUGCGUCCUGCUGAAGUGCAAGGUUGGGAACAUAAAGAAGGACACCUCGGCUCUGUGGUCCAAAGACAAGCAUCAGAUCAAAGCAGACGAGCAGCUGGGUUUCACAGAGGGAGUUCUGAAGCUGGAGAUCGCUCAGAUUUCCAAGAAGGAUUCUGGUGUGUAUGAGGUUGUUCUGAAGGAUGACAGAGGACAGGACACUUCUACUUUGAGUCUGGUAGAUCAAGGUUUUAAAGACUUGAUGAAUGAAGUGUUCAGCUACAUAGCCAAAUCCUCGACCCCCCUGAAGAUCACGAGUACAGACGUGGGCAUCCGACUCUACACCUUUGUCAGCUGCUAUAACGAUUUACUUCAAGUCACAUGGCAGCACAAGGAUUCUGCCAUUGCCUUCUCCGACCGCAUUAAGAGCGGCGUGGUGGGAGAGCAGCUGUGGCUUCAGAUCAACGAUCCCACAGAGAAAGACACGGGAAAGUAUGCCAUCGAGUUUAAUGAUGGGAAGGGCGGCCUCCAGAGGACUGUGGAGCUCUCUGGUCAAGCAUUUGAUGAUGCUUUUGCAGAAUUCCAAAGACUCAAAGCUGCUGCCACAGCAGAGAAAAAUCGUGCCCGAGUAGCAGGAGGUCUUCCGGAUGUGGUCACCAUACAGGAGGGCAAGGCUCUCAAUCUGACCUGCAACAUUUCGGGUAACCCUGUGCCAGAGGUGACCUGGCUAAAGAACGACAGGGAGAUCACGUCUGACGAGCACUGCAUCCUCAAGUUUGAGUCGGGCAAGUUCGCCAGCUUCACCAUCACUGGUGUGAACACCUCAGACUCUGGCAAAUACAGCAUCCUGGUGAAGAACAAGUACGGCACAGAGAGCGGCGACCUCACCGUAAGUGUCUUCAUCCCUGAAGAGGCAGCCGGCAAGAACAAGUAAAGUGCGGUCCAAGUCUUAUCGUAAAUAUCUGUAAAUGACAAACAUGGGAAAAAUGAUUUAAAAAGGCUGUAGAACUAUAAAAAUGUGGGUGCUCUGAAAGGACAAAGAGUUCGGAGUCCAAACAAGAAAAUAUUAUUUGUAUUCCUCCAACAUGAAAAUAUCAAUCUGUCACUGAUAAAACAAAAAAACAAACAGUUUUUUGUGUAAAAUUGUGGCAUACAGAAGGACAUUUUGGUCUUAAAAAAGAAAAUCAGGCUCGACUUUAUAGAUUGAUUAGUUAAUUAAAUACAUUUUAGAAUGUCUAUAAAAAAUAUUUACAUUAUUUGUUUUCCAUUUGUUAAUAAUUACGUGGGCUUCAGAGGAAAAAAUUUGGAAUUCACAUGAGAAAUCUUCCGUUUUUCCUGAUACUUUUACUUUGUCAAACAAUAAGAGUUUAAAGCUUCCAUCGGUUUUGCACCAAUCUGAUAUGACGAAGAUAUUUAUAGAUAAGAAAAAUAUCACAGAUUUUAACUGACUGAACGUCUCCAAACUUGUGUUGCCUGUAGAUUUCUUCCUAGAAAAAGGUUUUUCCUUCCUGCUUAAAGAUUCCCUCCGAGCAUUUUUUCAUCUAUUUUAAAAGCGUUCCCAGUGGUCUACUAAUUAUAAAUAUGUCGAUUUUAGGCACAUUUUUAAAAAGAAGUGUCAUUUUCUAGGACUUAGUUUCUGCAGAGCGACGGGAGUUCAGUGGAAAAUGUUGUGGGUGGGAAUGUUGGAGCAGAGCAACCCUGCCCCCAUUCCCAUCACCUUUAACUAAGAACCCUCUGUAUGCAGGCUCUCCCACUAGCUUACAGCCCCUCACAUCUCCAACCUAACAUCAAUAAUGGAGCUAUCCAACACAGUUUUGAGCCAGAUUCAAACUCAGACGAGGAAAACCAAGACAUACAUGGAUCUAAUCAUCUACAUGUGAAGGGAGUGGAGCUUAAUUUUCUUUCUAUAUUCCCUUCAUCAUGGGAAAAAGCCACAAGAAUUUUGUUUUUUUAUCUGAGUGGGUCUUUAAGUUCUUUUUUUUUUAACACGUCAACGUUGUUUUAAAAAGUUGAGGACAAAACAGACAAAAUAGAUACAAAACAACGCCUUUUUUUCCUGAACUUUUUUGUUGAAGCUAACCUUCCCAGUUUGUCUAAUAAUGAGAAGUAAGAUGGAAGCAAAUAUUUCAUCAGUUCACCUUUGUUUGCUCCACUGUUUUCUGUCACUUUGAAUGCGAUCAUCACUUUGUCUCACUGUCUGUAGUAAUCAGUGUAUGUUAGAACAUCACUGCUGUUAAUGUACUUCACUGUUGUCAUGGCAACCGUAUCACGGUCCACAUAAGUAUUUAUUACGGUGUACGCAGUGAUUGGGUCGCCACAACAAGGAAGCCUGUGAGUUCUCUGUUAAUAUAUAAUAGAAAUGAUUCACUUCCUGUCCCUCCUGAUGAGACUAAUAAAAGUAGCACAUAUUUCCCUA